AGAGACGCCAUUUUUGUUGGAUAGACGCACAGACGGUAUCAACGACGAUAAUAUUAUGUGGGAUAAUACGCUAUGUUCCUGCGACCACCCUCCUGAUCCUGAUGUCUGAUUGACGUAUUUCAUAUUUGUUUAUAGUAUGCUGUUAUAAAUUAUUGAUGUUGAAGUUAAUUUGAAGUUAAUACAGAAACAACAAAAUGUUUUAUGCACACUUUGUGUUGAGUAAAAAAGGGCCAUUGGCCCGUAUAUGGCUGGCAGCCCAUUGGGACAAAAAACUGACAAAAGCUCAUGUGUUUGAAACUAAUAUAGACAGCAGUGUUGAAGCCAUCAUGCAGCCAAAGGUGAAAUUAGCCUUGAGAACAUCUGGACAUUUAUUGCUUGGUGUUGUGAGAAUUUAUUCUCGGAAGGCAAAAUACUUGUUAGCGGACUGUAAUGAAGCUUUUGUGAAGAUUAAAAUGGCGUUUCGGCCAGGAGUCGUGGACCUUCCAGAAGAAAACAGAGAAGCAGCAAUUACAGCCAUCACCCUACAAGAAAAUUUCCAUGACUUCGACACAACACUAGCAGAUUUGAAUGAUUUAGACGUUCAAGCCCAAUUCUCUGUAAACCAGAGUCGACCAGAAGAAAUCACUAUGAGAGAGGAUCUUGCCAACAUAACAUUUGUAGGAGAUGAUGGUUUCGGUGUUAUGGAAGGUUUUGGUGGGGAAAUGGAUGAGGAUGAGAUUUGUUUGAUAAUUUUUGGAAGCAAAGGCUGUGAUAACUGUGACUUGACAUGGGAUGAAUUAUUUGACAUAGAUUUUUUCUUAACAAAAGUGCCAAAACAAACUCAUAAACAGCCUUCUAAAUGUGUUUCAACAACUCAUUCCACUUCAUUUAGUCAAGACUCAACAUGUACCUGUGAUAUUAUCUCUAGUCCUAGUAAAAAUAAGUGCUCUUGCUCAUUGGAUUACCUCAACAAGAAAAAACAUAUGGAAAGUACUACCUUAGUUCCUAAACCCAGAAUAGUGAAACUGGAUUCUGGCAUUGGUAUGGAUAGCGAUCCAGGCCACAGUGAUUUCUCCGAUGGUGAGUCGGAUUAUGACGUCGACUGUGCCUGUGAAAGUGAAUCCAAUGUGGAAAAUUCGCCAGGCUUGUCCAAGUCUUCACAGUCUCAACACAAACGUCUCAGGAUAUCAACCUCUUCACAGGGUGACGUAGAUGUAGGUGGAUUUGAUGAACGAGAAAUCCUUCGAGAUGCCACUAAUUUGGAAGACUCCCUAUACAAACAACCAGACAUCUCCAAUCACCAACCAAUGGAAGAAAAAGAAAAAACUUUGAAUGAAAAUGCAACAGAGAAACCCAUUAACAUGGAUGUGGACCUUGAAGCCCCUGUGACAGACGAUGGUUUUGGAGGUGCUGUAGAUGGAGGAUUCAUGGAUGCAGAUGAUGAUGAUGAUGACGAUAAUGAUGAUGGUGGUUUUGGAGGAGGUGUUGAUCAGGAAUUCUUUGGAGAUGACUUCAUGAACUCUGGAGGGCUAUUUGAGGAUGCACCUAUGGCAGAUGUUACUAUGCCAGCACCAGUAGAAGUGGAGGGUCCUGUUCCAGAGAAAGCACCAGAACCAGUGGGAUCAGAAAGUAUACAGCCUGAAGCAGAACCAGUCCCACCACAGCAAACCACAGUGGUAGCUACAGAACAAACUACCCUCAUCAAUAAUGAGGAAGAAGCCUUUGCCCUGCCACCUCUUGAUGCCACCAUUGUGCAAGGUGUUUCUGAAAAGAAGGGAAAGAGAAAGAGAAAACUCAUUGUUGAUGAACAGAAGGGCAUUCCUAGUGAAACAAUGAAGCUGCAAUUAUCUGACACUUCUGAUGUGAUAUCAACGCUUGAUUUAGCCCCUCCAACCAAAAAACUAAUGCAUUGGAAAGAGACUGGUGGAGUGGAAAAAUUGUUUUCUCUUCCUGGUCGCACUAUUUCUUCCAGAGCUGCUUCCAAGCUUUUCGGAAGGAAUUUGAUCACAAGACAAGUGAAGGAAGAAGAGUAUGAAGAUGAAGAAAAAAUUGUUCUUGAAUCUCCAGAAAUUGUAAGAGAAGAGGACAAAACAGUUCACAAUAAAACAAAACCACGAGUGGAGGACAUUAGUACUAUUAUGGAAGAGCCCUCUAUACUUGAAGCUUCAAAUGUUUCUGCAAGGUCUCGUCGCAGUGAAAAACCAAGAACACCAGCUCCUAUUCCCGUACCUGAGCCUGAGAAAUCAACAGUUGAGGAGCCAGCCAAUACCACAGAUAUUUUCUCCAACACAUUUACUGAGGCUGUAGUGGAUAUGCCUGCUGACCCUCUGGCCCUGAAUGCACAGCUGGAUCCCUAUGACCAGGACCCUCCAUCUAUAGCUCCAUUUUCUGUCCCUCCUCCCUCAGUGCCACCUCCUUCGGUAGGACCUCCACCAUCAGAACCUCCUCCAGUGGCUCCAACUUUCAGCAUAGAGGGUGAUUUGGAAACUGAGGCCAUGCCAGAAAAUGAAGAACAAGAAGAGUUAAGAUGGACAAAGAGAACACAAAAAAUGCAACACUCUCUUGAUAUUGGUUUUCGUUAUAAAAACCCUCUUGGAUUCAAAGAGAUGUCAAGGAAUCUCAAUCGUAAGCAAGCUGCAGCGCGUUUCUAUACUCUUCUUGUGUUAAAGAAAUACCAAGCUGUUGAAGUUGAUCAGCCAGAGGAAUUUGGAGACAUCUACAUUAGGAAAGGUCCUCAGUUUGGCAUCGCAUGUUGACAGGAUUGUUUUCUGUUACUCUGUUUUCAAAGUUUAUAUUCUGCAACAAUCUUCAAAUCCAUGAUGUUCGCAGACACUUGCAAUGGCAAAAUGAUAAUUUCACAAUGUUGCUGAAAUCUCGGAAUAUGUUCUGUGAACAAUUCCAUGUCCAGCAUUCGUUGAAUUAGGAUUGUUGAUUCUAAGGAUAUUUCUAGGUAUCCUUACUUUCAAUGUCCAUCAUUUAAAACAAAUGUGUUCAGUUCUUAUGUUAAUGGGUUAUUUGAUUUAAAUAUGCCAUAAAACUUAAAAUUUGGGAACAAUUUUUUUACGUCUCAAGAGAAAUCAGUGUUUUAUAUAAAUGCCCUGUUGGGUUUUUUUUUUUUUUUUUUUAAGUUUGCACGAUCAAUAUUUUAUUGCUAAUAUUGAAUCUUCAAAAGUUUGAUGUCAACAGUGGCAGAUUUCAUAUUAAUUGGAAAAAUAAUGGAUUUGAGGCAUUUAAUGUAAAUGUGAAAUAUUUGGUGAGACAAUAACACAAUUGUGCAAUGUCUGUGUUGUUUACUGUUUUAAUAUUAACCCAUAUGGUUUAGAGAGAGACACAUUUAGAUUUUCUUAUUGGCUUUUACCAAGUGCAUUGUAUUUGAGGGGUCAGAGGCAAUGUCAUUGAUGUUGUGAUUGAUAAAACUUGGUUUCAGUUUAAGCUGUUUUGCUCCUAAUAAACAAUCAUAUCGGUUCCCGGAUAUUCUUAAUAAAAAUAAGGAUCAGGAAUUUAAAAUAAGAAUAAUGACUGAAAAAAGAUAUCUGUGUUUCGAUAACUUGACUGGCUCUAUGUCUUUAAAGCUAUCCUUUUUUACAACACUUUUAAAGAGCUCAUCAAGGUUCAUGAUAUAGAUAUGAUCUUUAAAGACAAAAGCAACCAGCCUUAUUUCUUUUGGCAUUAUAGUGGAAACACAUGAUUAUCUUUUUUGGAGCCUAAUCAUAAAAUGUCAGAAACAAAUCAGUUUGAAAAGUUAAAGGAAAGUAUACAAUAAAGUUGGAGAUAUGGUAGUGAAUACAUAACAUUUAAUUUUGAGGUUAAAAAAUUGCAGCAAGAGAUGCUUCUCUUUUGUAGGAUUAGAACAUAAACCAUUAUAGAUAUCUCACUAAAAUACAUUUACUUUUGAAGAUUUGGAGAAAAAUUUGUUAUGGGCUUCAGUUGUCAAGUCAACUUUUAUGUGUAAUUGACAAGAAAAUUUAACUGUUUGUAUUCUGUGUUCAUCUCAGUGUUCCUUUGUAAUUCAUCGUCUGUAAACUGUACAUUGUAUAUAUAACGUCAGUCAUCCUUGGGAGUUUUGUGACAUUGGAGUAAAUACUAUUGUCAGUUGAAACUUCACUGAAAAGGCAGCUUUUCUUUUAAUGGACACUUCAGUACACAACUAUUAUUAUUUUAUUAUGAACAAACUUUGAAUGUGUCGUCUCGAAAGCAAUUUAAUUCAUGCAUUUCAUCCAUUAGAAAUUAGAAGUUUGUCAUACUGGCAUUCAACUUAAAAAAAACUGCCACAAGCUUGAGAUAGACAAUACUAAGUAAAUUUUAAUAAGAACAUUUUUCUUUCCUUCCCUCAUCUUUCUGACAUUGGUAACAUAAAUAUGCUACUAAUUGUUGUCAUUUUAAUGUUUUUAGAAAACAAUUAUUUUCUACCUUCACAGAUAUUUCCAGUUUCUGUUGAUUUUUUUUUUUUAUCUUUAUUUUACAUUUCCUCUUUUUUACUGGAAAGAAACAGUGCUAAGAAAAGUAAAUAACUUAAUUAACCUUUUGCAUGAUAUUGAAAAAAUGUCUUCAGCUUUAAUUCAGGGAAGAGCAGCUUGCAGAAUUGGCUUCAAUUGAACUUUAAAUAUUUAAAUUAUUCACAAGAUUGUAAAAUAUUCAUUUGAAAUAUACAUUUAAAUGCUAUAAGAUUCUGCUUUGAUUUCAAAUUUGUGGUAAGACUGAGAGUGUUGUUGUGAAUGAUCAAGUGAAGAGGCUGUAAGUUUGUGUACAAGUUGUAGAACUGUUGCAGUGAAAAUGAGUAUUAGAUUAUUUUUAUAUGGACUUCACGGAAAUAAGACAAUAGAUUUGUCUGUGCCGUUUUAGUUACAUGUGACGUUUUAUCAUGUAGAUUUGUUAUGUAUGUGAAACCGUUUAUGUACUUCUCACAUCUUCAUUCUUUCCUUUUAGAAUCAUUCUUCAUCCUUGUAGCGUAUGUUCAAUUUGUAUUAUAAAAAUAAAACUCAGUUGAAAUCUAAAAUAUAUAUAUAAA
Ylistrum balloti is the source of this 4987-nucleotide messenger RNA. RefSeq names its product double-strand-break repair protein rad21 homolog. Lineage: Eukaryota; Metazoa; Mollusca; Bivalvia; Pectinida; Pectinidae. The transcript has 13 exons. The coding region runs from base 195 to 2735 and encodes 846 amino acids. Gene Ontology annotation, cellular component: synaptonemal complex; cohesin complex. Gene Ontology annotation, molecular function: chromatin binding; protein binding. Gene Ontology annotation, biological process: mitotic sister chromatid cohesion; synaptonemal complex assembly; replication-born double-strand break repair via sister chromatid exchange. The record is from RefSeq and is a predicted model, not a curated record.